CCAACACCAACCCAAACAAACCAACACCACCUCCUCUGCCAUGGCUCCUCGCCUUGUUGUUGUGGCUGUGCUGCUGCUCGCGGCACCCUUGUGCUCCCUGGCACAGGCUGUCAAGGAUGAUGACAACACGCUGUACGCUGGCGUGGCGCAUGUGAACGCAACACUGCCACUGGGCGUCCCACUUGCAGGGUACAAUCACGGCGAUCGCCGCGUGCCGUACUGGCCAAUCCCAAACAACACCGCUUACACCACCUUCAUGACGCCAAGCGUCGGCGUGAUGGACGACACAAACGUGCGCUGCCUUGCCCUUCGCCAGGGCAACACCCGCGCCUUCAUCGUCACCGCCGACGCCAUUGGCGCUGACGGCACCCUGCGCAAGCUUGCCGUCGUCGAAGCACAGCGAAUGGGCUCAAACGCAACCCUGGAGACGGUCACCCUCCACGCUUCGCACUCGCACAGCGGUCCCGGUGCCGUAUCACCGAGCUUCCUGUGGGCGAUGGCGCCUGCUACAGAUCUCCUUGUACCCGAACUGCAGUUCCAGCUUGCCGUCUCCAUUGGACAGGCCAUUGUCAUGGCAGAGAAGGCGAUGGUGCCUGCGUCGCUUGGCGUGGACAUCUCCCUCCUCCCAAACGUCACCGUCAACAGGCGCGCAAAGAUCAGCCCAUACCUCCAGCCAGACAGCAUCGACCCCAACCUCGGUGUUAUCCGUGUUGACGACCUGAAGGGCAACCCGCUCGCCACCAUCUGGAACUUUGCCAUCCACGGCACCUGCUUUGGUCCCGACAACAUGAAGGUCAGCUCCGAUAUCAUGGGCGGUGUCAACAACCUCCUCGUCAAGAACGGUGGAGUUGGUGUGACCAUGUUCAUCAACGCGGACGCCGGCGACAUCGACCCUGCGCCGCAGACGUGCCAGGGCAAACCAAACUACAACGGCGCGCCCACCAUCGCCAACGCAAUCAUCAAGACGCGCAAAGCGAUCAAGCCCUCUGCCAACGCCACCUUCCGCAUUGCGAGCGAGGUUGUUCCGUUUGGCCCAACCAACCUAAACGUGACGCUCCAGCGUUUUGAAAACUGCACAAGCGGCGGUCCUCUCGACAUCUGCACGCUUUGCGAAGUCAUCCACUGCGACUUGAACCUCCACCUUGGCUCUUCCUGGAUCGAGAACGCGCCACGCUUUACUGCUAUUCGCUUUGAUGUCGAUGGUUCAAAGACGCUCAUGGUGACGAUGCCCGGUGAACCUCUUUCCGAGCUCGGAACAGAAGUCCGCAUCGACGGCGUUGGCCUUGGCUUCGACCGCGUCCUGCUUGCUGGGUACUCCAACAACCACAUGGGAUACUUUGCGACGCCGGAUGAGUACGACAUUGGCGGAUACGAGAGCCAGCUCACCUUCUGGGGUAUUGACACAUCCAAGAAAGUCCGUGAUGCUUGCCGCAACAUUGGCGCCAAAGUCAUCAACUAGAGUGUGCACAUACCCACACGCAUGUGCGCGCUCCUGCAAGCCGCGUGUGCCACGUGCUUUGCGGCAAUACACGCCGGUGCUUGAUUCUUGUCUGCUGCUUGGUUUUGCUCGACCCCCGUGUCAUUUCCAUUGCCUGUAUCCUUGUUGUCACCACUUGCUUUGCCUGUUGUCGUUGAGCGCCGUUGAUGAGCCUGCGGUUUCCAGACGUGAUGUGUGCGUGCGUGUGUGUGUGUGUGUGUGUGUGUGUGUGUGUGUGUGUGUGUGUGUGUGUGCACGGCUCUGCCACUCCCUCCAACUUGCGGAUUUCCUUCUGUUACUCUCUCUGUCUCUGUCUGUCUCUGUCUGUCUGGUGUCAUUCCGCCUCGCGGCGAUUGACACGCGAUGAAACGACGCAAAAGCAACGCGCUUUCUAUCCACCCAGCCAACGAGGAGCCUGCUUGUGUACUGAACAAUUGCGAGUUUCAAAACUCGCCCAAUGUAAACCACAGCGAAAACAA
Molecule: messenger RNA, 1956 nt
Organism: Salpingoeca rosetta
Lineage: Eukaryota; Choanoflagellata; Craspedida; Salpingoecidae
Exons: 7
Coding region: 41-1459 (472 amino acids)
Biological process (GO): sphingosine biosynthetic process; ceramide catabolic process; long-chain fatty acid biosynthetic process
Cellular component (GO): extracellular region
Molecular function (GO): N-acylsphingosine amidohydrolase activity
Source: RefSeq, a predicted model, not a curated record